AUGGAUUUUCUUUCAACCAAUAAUUUAUCAUGUAAUGAUGAUACUUUAGCAGUUAAUAGUAACACAAUAAAAAAAUUACCUACAAUUAAUUAUGAACAAAAUAAUGAGCAAUAUAUAACAACAUUUUCAACAUGGAAUGAAAAUGAACAAUUAUGUUUUGUUGAAAAUUUAUUAAAACAUAUGCAAAGUCAGCAACAUGUUCAAGACCAUACGAAGCAAGACGUCCGAUAA
Molecule: messenger RNA, 231 nt
Organism: Adineta steineri
Lineage: Eukaryota; Metazoa; Rotifera; Eurotatoria; Adinetida; Adinetidae
Source: the annotation of a GenBank genome assembly